UUCUUCUCCUUCCACCAUGAGAAACUAGAAUCCUCUUCUCAAAACUAUAAAUAGGUCCCCUAUCCUCCUUCAAUCUCAUCCUGUGAAGACUCCAGCAAUCUUGCAUUUAAGUCCGACGCUCUUUCGAAUCAAACAAUCUCUCGAAGCUUUCAGAAUUUGUCAAAAAUGUCGCUCAUUCCAAGCUUCUUCGGUGGCAGGCGCACCAAUGUGUUCGACCCAUUCUCUCUAGACAUUUGGGAUCCUCUGGAGGGAUUCUUCAACUCUACUCUAACCAACGUCCCCUCCUCGGCGCACGAGACCUCUCAAUUCGCCAAUGCAAGGAUUGAUUGGAAGGAGACUCCCGAAGCCCACAUUUUCAAGGCUGAUCUUCCGGGGAUGAAGAAGGAGGAAGUGAAGGUUGAGGUUGAAGAAGGCCGGAUUCUUCAAAUUAGUGGAGAGAGGAGCAAGGAACUGGAGGAGAAGAAUGACAAGUGGCAUCGCGUGGAGAGGAGCAGCGGGAUAUUCAUGAGGAGGUUCAGGCUGCCUGAGAAUGCUAAGAUGGAUCAUGUGAAGGCGAACAUGGAGAAUGGAGUGCUCACUGUUACCGUGCCCAAAGAGGAGGAGAAGACGCCCGAAGUCAAGCCAAUUGAGAUCUCUGGUUAAGCGAUGUCGUAUUGCGGGAUGCAGUCCUGUGUGUUGUGUUGUGUGAUUUAAGUUGCCUUAUUGAGUCGUGUCCAUGGAAGUGAGUCUAAGGAGUAUUUUGUCAAUUUGUCUUUUGUAAGUUUGAGUCAAAAUAAAUAAAUUGUUUGUAUUUUUGUUUUCCAAA
Messenger RNA from Tripterygium wilfordii, 805 nucleotides. Its product is annotated as 17.4 kDa class I heat shock protein-like. Bases 166 to 642 code for a protein of 158 amino acids. The record is from RefSeq and is a predicted model, not a curated record. NCBI's taxonomy places the organism in Eukaryota, Viridiplantae, Streptophyta, Magnoliopsida, Celastrales, Celastraceae. The transcript has a single exon. Gene Ontology annotation, biological process: response to heat; protein folding; response to hydrogen peroxide.